Messenger RNA from Neospora caninum, 5454 nucleotides. RefSeq lists its product as hypothetical. The record is from RefSeq and is a predicted model, not a curated record. The coding region runs from base 1 to 5454 and encodes 1817 amino acids. NCBI's taxonomy places the organism in Eukaryota, Apicomplexa, Conoidasida, Eucoccidiorida, Sarcocystidae. The transcript has 5 exons.
AUGCAAGUUCGCUCUGGCUGCUCCUGCCGAUGCCGUUUCGGCCUUCCGCCGUCGUUCCCGUGCAGCGUUCUGCCUCUCGGAAAGGCGAAUGUGGCCCGCGGUGUCGACGCUGUGCAUGCGGCGCCGUUCUCGUUUUCACGCGCCGCCUCCGGAACACAGAGAGGCCGUUGUGCCCGAGUUCGCACGAAUCACUCGGGCCGGGAGGACCGCGUCUACCGCCGAGAAAACCACGCUGUGUUGCUCAGACGGGCGUUCUCCACUUCUGGGCACUGGCCGCGGACUACCCAAAGACAGGGGAGUCUCCAGGCAUCGAGUGCGCGACGUGCGAGCGCCGCGCGCAUCAACGCGGCCGUCGACAGGCUGACGAGCAAUAUCCACGACAUUUCGGACAUGAGUCCUCACGUGCUUACCGCCGCAGCAACGACCGCAGCGAAGCGUGGACUGAAAGGCCACUGGGCUGCGUGCGUCGCGCGGGCCUUCGACUUGCGGCGCGGGUUGAGUGUGCGCGAUGCCGCGCUCCUGUUUUCUGCGACGGCGCGGAUGCGCGCGCAAGACGCCCGCUUCCUCGACAUGCUCGCCGACGUCCUCCUGGCAAAGUUCCAGAAGGCCCGAGACCAGCAGGCUCUGCUGGAGCAACUGCGCGAGCAGCAACAGCGACAGCGGCGACGGGACAGCUCCAGGGCUGAGGCGUCUCUCCCGGCUUCUCGAAGCCGCCCCACGCAGCCUCGCGCACUCUCGCCGUCGUGCUCAGGACCAUGCGACGCCUCCGUUUCCGAAGCCCCUUCUGAUGCCCCUGCGGGCGCGUUUUCCUCGUCGUUUUCUCGCUCCUUGUCGCCUGGUCCUUCUCAGUCGAGCGCCGGUUCCUUCCCGCCUUCGCCGACUCCUGGCUCGCCCGCAUCGUCUCGUCUCGCUGCGCCUCUCGCUCCUUCUUCUCUCUGUCCCUCAGCUGACGCUGCAGUGCCCGUCACCGACCCGCCGCGCGCCGCCUUCUCGCCGUUCGCGAUCUACUCCGUCGCCGUUGCGUGCGCCUCUCUGCGGUACUUCAACGAGGCGCUUCUGACCGCCUUGGCCACCAGUGCAGCGCACGUGCCUCUCUCGGCGUUCAGCGGCUUCGAUCUCGUCGGUCUCUUGGCGUCGUUUGCGUCUCUCAACUUCGUCCCUCCCGCCCCGUUCCUCAGAGAAGCGCACGCACUGCUCGGAGAAGAAAUGCGACUGUGGAACUCACGCGUUCAGCGGACUCUUCGCCUUGAGGGCGCUGGACCACCCCCGCUGGAGCGGCGAGACUGCACAGACUCUCGAGCGGGGCUGGGCACCCUGGGCGGAAUGGGGGCGGUUGGCUCUGCAGCCUCACAGUCUCGACAGAUCUCCCUGCGACGGCAGUCUCAGGAUUUCCCUGACGGCGGCUGCAGGAAGGGCGGGGCGGACCGUGAACCUUCCUCACUGCCGCAGACGGGGAGUGGAAAUCGCCCAGAUGCAGCGGGGAAGAGCGGAGAAACUGAGGAGCCUCAAGAAGGAGAUGCACUGCCUCGAGACCUUUCGAGUCGCGAACUGCCGAUCGCCGAAGCGGUGACUCACGGGAAUCUUGCAGAUCGGCAGACGGUGAAUGUCGCGUCCGUUCUUCACUCGAUGGCCCAGUUCGCGGAAAAGAGUGAAGAGCGGUCGGCGCCUGGCAGGGAGACCGGCCGUGGCUUUCGCAGGGCUCCGAGGUCGGAAGACGCGGACCCAAAAAGACAGCGGCGCGGUCUUGAAGUCGGCGGAGACGAGCAGGCAGCAUUCUUCAGCGCUUGUCUGAGUCUCAUCCGCACUCACCUGGCUGCACACCUCCGGAGCGCCCCGGUCCCCCAGGUUGGUCUCCCAUUCUCCGGUCGCGCCGCAAGCGGCACUUCCGCCGCUGCCGCAGAGAAGGUACAAACAUGGGCGCACGAAACAAACCCGCUCACGGACGCUUCGCGGCCUGUGGACCUGGACCCGCAACCUAGGCGAGCUUGUCCUCGUUACAACUUUGCGUUUUCGUUGACCUCCCUCCGCGAUGUUUCUGCCAUCGCGAGCGUUCUCAACUUCCUCCCGUCUCUGGAGGUGUAUUCCGCCUUGAAGGAAGCGCAGGCUCCUCCGGAGCCGUCCUCGUCGGUCGUGCACGCCAUCCUCGCCGACCUAGCCCUCCUGGCGCCUCGCAUUGCUGAGCGCACUGGGAACCCAGAGGCUGCUCCAGUCACCGUAGGUCUCGCUGCGCGGACUACGAGCGCCAACCGGCACUCUUCUGUCGCGUCGCCCGUUCCCGCUGUCUCGACGGACGCCUCGUCCGCGCCGCAGAGAGACGUGCGUCUCGGUCCGAGCGAAUCCCCGCUCGGUCCGGGACAGGUUGUCCCUGGUUGUCCCCGGGCCCUCGCGUCUCGCGUCGGCGUCCGCCCCUCCUCCUCGCCGGCGACGUUUCUGUCCCUGCUCGCCAUUGCGCGAGCGCACUCCCGACUCCACCCGCCUAUCCGUCCGCCUGUUCCCCUCCUUUCCUGCUGUCUCCGCGAAAUGCAGCGGCACCCGUCGCUGCUCACCGCCACGCGCUUUGUCGGACUCUGGCGCGUCUUCUCUUCGGUGUGUCCCCGCAGUGAGGAACUUGCCCGGCUCCGGAGCUCCCCUGCGGGCCGUGCUACGUGGGAAGCCCCGCGGCCGCGUGGGGAGAUGUCAGAGGCCUCUGCAGAAAUCGGUCCGUCGUUUCUCGACGAAACGCCCUCAAGCCUGCUGUUUGCCGACCAGGAUACGGCGCGCGUGGCUGCUCUGGGGCGCACUGCUUUCGCCUUUCUGUGCCAACAUUCCGAGCGAUUGAUCUUCGCAUGCACGCUGCCGCAGCUAGCGUCUGUGGCCUCGUCGCUGCUGGCCUUCGAACCCCUUUUCAAGACUGCCGACGGACGCGACGAAUCCCGGCGCGUGUACGCCGUGCAGGCUACCUCGAUCGCCGACGCAAUUCGCCGCCGCCUGUUGCAGCUCUACCGCAUGCAGGAGCGCACUGUGGGUGCGACCGUGCAAGGCGACGCCGAACGGGCAGGAAGCGGUCUCGAGGGCGACUCGUCCACCGAGUCCGGCGAUGUCGAGGCGACGACGCACGCGGGACAGAGUCGCGCCUCCACUGACCUUCCCGAAGCCAUCUCCUGGACUGCACGGGCGAAUUGCGCAGCCCCAGGGGAACUUCUGCAACGGCCGCAACAAGUUGUGUGGCUCUUGGGAGUCCUUGGACGCUUCACCCCAGAAAGUGGUCAGUACGCAGCUUUGCCUCUCUUGACCGCUCUUUGUUCGGGCGUCGGCGACGCCUGCAAGACUCCGGCGAUUCGCAUCUUUCCACAGCCGAGCAGUUCGCGUAAAGAGUCUCUGCCAAAGGCUGGUGCCGUAAGCGAGCUGGGGGUCGACGGGCGCCCCGAACGCGCGAACGCGACAGAAACUCUCCCGCGAGUCUGUGUUUCACCCUGGGUCCUCGGUCUGAGUGCGCAAGAGGUUGCUGUCCUGCUGAGAGCAAUGGCGAGGCUGCAUCUUCGGUACACCCCGCUUCUGACCCAGCUCGGCUUCCACCUCUCGGCGCUGUUCGACAACUCGCGCGAAGGCAUCGGUCGAAAGGCAGGCCAACGCUCCACGAGGGAGGGAAGGCCCGAAGCGCAGCCACCCCAAGGAACGGCCGCGGCAGCGGUUCCACCGGUCGACCGCCCGGAACCGGCGGUUCAGGACGACGCUAGGGAAGAGAAAUUGACGGCCGGGGAUCGCGGUCCUCACUCGGAGCUGUGGAGUGCGGCGCACGAUGCUCAUGGUUUCACUUCUGGUUCGCCUUCCUCCGCUUCCGUGCCGUCUUCUCCUCCGCUUGCCUCGGGUCAUGCGAGUUCCUCGUCUCUCGCAAGCAUCCUCCUUGCUCUCGCGAAACUGGCCUUUCAUCCUUUCUUUUUGUCGGGGUCGCCGCAUCGAGGCCCAGCGUCGUCGUGCGCCCCGGUGUGUGGUACCAACGGCCUGCCUCUCAGCGUGUCACAGCUGAGAGACGCAUCUCGGUCCAGUCCUCGGGGUACGGAUCCUUCGCAGACAGAACCGCAUUGCCGCUCUCAGGACGCAGCAGCUGCCUUGGCGUGGACCGCCGUCUUGCGGAGACUAAGUCUCCGCUGCGCAGCACGGCCUUGGGUGGAGUCGUCGGAGUCCCAGUCCCCUGCGCGCUCAGAAGGCCGGUCUGCUGAGGGCCUCGGAAUUCAACGGGACAUGUCGGCUACACGCAGCCACAGAGACGACGACCUCGAACAGGCCGACAAGGAAGUGACGCUAUUCACCGCAGUGAACGCCCUGUACGCUUUGGCUCUCGUUGACUUCAAAGAGUGUUGUGUCGGCGACAACGUGCAACAAACGACCCAGAUGCGCGAGAGGUUUGGCGAACAGGGCGCUAGACAGUCCAGCUCCUCUGGGUGUUGCAAGGACGCAACCAGGCUGUCGGGUGAAACCGCCAGGGUAUCUCUGACGUCGGAGGCGCUUGCGGCGCUUACACAAGUCUGUAAAAGGAACUGGUUUACCCGUGGCCAGCGCGACUUGCGGACGACACCCUCGCCCGACAAGAAGGAAGGCGAAGGAAGCGACAGAGAGGAGGCGCAUUUUGGUGGCCCCCCCUCUGGCGCGGAAGAAGUGAAAACCUUCGAAAUGGACAGGUUGGGAGGUCGAGGGGAAAGCGGGGCAUUCGAGGUCUUUGGCCAGCUCAUCGCUGUGCACGCCUCUCUGGAACGGUUGCGGGCGGGAGACGCGCGGGGUGUAGGGACACCAGACGGAAGUGCGGUGCCCCAGCCUUUCGGGGUACCCCCUCGGGCUCUGCAGCAGCGCGUUGCUUCUGCCCAAACGAUGGAAACGUUGAAGCUGGCGAGGGACCGAGGCGAGGACGCCCUCAGGAUGGGGCACGCGCCGAGUCCCGCGACACUGGCAACUUCAGCUUUUCAUCGGCACGCCAUGAUGGCUCUGGAGGCGGCUCUCCCCGAAGAGAAGCUUUUGACCGAAGUGGCGAUUGAGUUCGAUGGCCCCAUGCACUUUUACCAUCCCGCGUCCUACUCUCGGUCGAACGCCCGCCGUUCUCACCUCGGUAGCGAGGCCGACGGGGGUGUGCAUGCGGAUGCUCGUGGAUCUGGAAACUUCGGACGCGACAGAAAGGUGGCGGCCGAUAGCGUGAACGGAGGCGCGGGAAGCUCGAGCCGAGAGCGUGUGCGCCGUUCUACAGGAGACGCAGGGAGGCAAGCGUGCGACGCCGGAGACAAGAACAUGUCGCACUCUCAGAAUCGAUGGAGAGAGGUGCGGAGUGCUCAGUACACCAGUUUGAGUCUUUUCAAGCAGAGGCUGCUGGAAAGACACGGCUUCCGAGUGGUUCGGGUUGCCUACUCCGACUGGAUGCGACUGGACGGCGAUCUGGAACGGCAAAAGCACUUUCUUCUUCGAAAGAUUGACGCCGCUCUCGAUUGA